AAAAAGUGAAAAAAAAAGCUGAAGAAGACACCAUAUAACAAGAAAAGAAGCAUCACAAUAAAGAGAGAGUGAGAAUACUAGUAGAAACAGAGCAAAAGAGGGAGAGAGUAACGGAUGUUUGGGUUUAGUACUGUGUUCUAACGUAUAGAGAUUUCAAGCCGAAGACAGAGAUGUAUAGGUUUAGCAACACAGUAAUUGGUUUCUUGAAUCUUUUCACUCUCUUAGCAUCUAUACCAAUAAUUGGUGGAGGUUUAUGGAUGGCAAGGAGUAGCACAACCUGUGAAAGUUUCCUUCAAACCCCACUUCUUGUCGUAGGUUUCGUUGUCCUUAUAAUCUCACUAGCUGGCUUCAUUGGUGCAUGCUUCCAUGUAGCAUGGGCACUCUGGGUUUACUUGGUAGUCAUGCUAUUCCUCAUUGCAGCCUUAAUGGGUUUGACCAUAUUUGGCUUUGUUGUCACUAGCCAAGGUGGUGGUGUGGAGGUGCCUGGUAGGGUUUAUAAGGAGUAUAGGAUUGAAGAUUAUUCUCCAUGGUUGAGGAAUAAAAUUAAAGAUCCUGAUUACUGGAGAACCAUUAGGAGUUGCAUACUGGGUUCCAAGACCUGUGCUAAACUUGCCUCUUGGACUCCUCUUGAUUAUCUUGAGAAAGACAUGUCUCCCAUACAGUCUGGAUGUUGCAAGCCACCAACUUCAUGUAACUACAACACGGCAACAGCGGUAGCCCAAGACCCAGACUGCUACAGGUGGAAUAACGCCCCAACUUUACUGUGCUAUGAGUGUGAUUCAUGUAAAGCUGGAGUUCUUGAAGAUGUUAGAAGGGACUGGCACAAGCUUUCAGUUCUUAACGUUGUGAUGCUGGUGUUUCUGAUUGGGAUUUACUCGAUAGGAUGCUGUGCUUUCCAAAAUACGAGAAGGGCUGAGACUGAUUACCCGUAUGGGGAAAACCGGAUGACCAAAGUCCGACCCAGAUGGGAUUAUUACUGGUGGAGAUGGUGGCAGGACAAGAGAGAACAACUUUACUAGCUGAAGCUCCAUGAUCUUUCAAAAAUCUUCAGCAUAUUUUAUCUGGUGUUCUAAAGUUGGGACAAUUCAGUUGUUUUUCAGUGUAUGGGACAUCUUGGAAGUUUCAAGUUCACCUUUCACAGCCCUUUUACGGACUCUUCUUGUUUGUUGUUUCUUUUUUUAUGUACAAAGAUGGAUUUGCCUUUAUUUUCAAAGAUCACAGCAGUAUCUUCCUUUUACUUUUCAA
Molecule: messenger RNA, 1245 nt
Organism: Populus trichocarpa (black cottonwood)
Lineage: Eukaryota; Viridiplantae; Streptophyta; Magnoliopsida; Malpighiales; Salicaceae
Product: tetraspanin-6
Exons: 3
Coding region: 171-1019 (282 amino acids)
Biological process (GO): auxin-activated signaling pathway
Cellular component (GO): plasma membrane; plasmodesma
Source: RefSeq, a predicted model, not a curated record